Messenger RNA from Fonticula alba, 2126 nucleotides. Its product is annotated as CMGC/CK2 protein kinase. The transcript has 4 exons. Gene Ontology annotation, cellular component: nucleus; cytosol; protein kinase CK2 complex. Gene Ontology annotation, biological process: protein phosphorylation. The record is from RefSeq and is a predicted model, not a curated record. Gene Ontology annotation, molecular function: protein serine/threonine kinase activity; ATP binding. Bases 300 to 1367 code for a protein of 355 amino acids. Lineage: Eukaryota; Rotosphaerida; Fonticulaceae.
CCGCCCCCCCCCCCUCCCCCCUCGGUCCUCUCCCCCCCUGUGUUGAGGCCAAUCCACACGCGUCCCCCUUUUGCGCGUUACCUGUUGGAACCAUAGCAUCCCUUGCUAUCCGGAAUCGAAUCGCCGCGGCAUCCGUAGCGGUUCUUCGGUCGCUGCCGCGCGCGUCUGUGCCCACUUUCGCUCGCCAGUCCCUGCUGCCCAUUAGCAGCGCUUCCCCUCUCCCCUCCUCCCCCUUCGCCACCUCGCUGCUGGGCCGCCGCUCGUUCCACAGCGCCACGCCCCUCGCCACCGCCGCCACCAUGGCCACCCCCGCGCCCGUUUCCGAGGCCCGCGUCUACUGCCAGGCCAACGCCUCCCGCCCGACCGAGUACCACGAGUAUGACCUGGUCAACCUGACCUGGGGCAACCAGGACGACUACCAGGUGGUCCGCCGCAUUGGUCGCGGCAAGUACUCCGAGGUCUUCCAUGGCAUCCGCAUCGCGGAGAACGCCGUUCCCCUGGAGCACGAGAAGGACUGCGUCAUCAAGGUCCUGAAGCCCAUCAAGCGCAAGAAGAUCAAGCGCGAGUACAAGAUCCUGAAGAACCUGGAGGGCGGCACCAACAUCGUCCGUCUGUAUGACAUCGUUCGCGAUCCCUAUUCCCGGACACCCUCCUUCAUCUUCGAGUUCGUCAACACCGUCGACCACAAGCAGCUCUAUCGCACCCUGAAGGCGGAUGACAUUCGCUACUACAUCUACCAGCUGCUCCUGGCCCUCGACUAUGCCCACUCGCAUGGCAUCAUGCACCGCGAUGUCAAGCCGCACAAUGUCAUGAUCGACCACAACAAGCGCCAGCUGCGCCUCAUCGAUUGGGGUCUGGCCGAGUUCUACCACCCCAACACCGCGUACAAUGUGCGCGUCGCCUCGCGCUACUUCAAGGGCCCGGAGCUGCUUGUGGACUUCCAGCACUACGACUACUCCCUGGACCUGUGGAGCCUGGGCUGCAUGUUCGCCGGCAUGAUUUUCAAGGUUGACACCUUCUUCUGCGGCUCGGACAACGUCGACCAGCUUGUCAAGAUUGUCGACGUCCUGGGGUUCAAGAAGCUCGAGGCGUACCUGGACAAGUACAAGCUCCGCCUGCACACGUCCAUCCUCUCGCUCCUGUCCGGCAAGGAGGGCCGCCGCCUGAGCUCCUUCAUCAAUGACGACAACCGGGAUCUGGCCUCGGCCGACGCCAUCGACUUCCUGGAGCGUCUGCUGCGCUUCGACCAUGUCGAGCGCCUGACCGCCCGCGAGGCCAUGCUCCACCCCUACUUCGACCCGAUCCGCCACGAGGUCAGCCCUCCCCAGCCGUACAACAACAGCACCGGCUUCCUGGAGACCAACUAACGGGCGGCGGCUCGGCCCGAGGUCCUCUCCCGCCCUCGGCCCUCCUCCCAUGCCCGUCGGGCGGCCCCACGCGCCUGACUCUGUCCUCGGGGGCAAGGGCAGCGAGGGCGGGAGAGAGCACCCGCCGCCUCUCUGAUAAUGCAGAUGGGGCUCCUUGCGUCCCCCUCUCGCCGUGGGCGCAUACGCCCUGGUUUUUUCCUCGUCUCUCUCUCUCUCCCUCUGCCCUCGGUGACUUUGUCGUUGUCGCGCGCACGCGCGCGUAUCGGCGCGCUAUCCGGUCCACCACUCCCCCUCCUUUUCCUUCUUUGCACAAACGCAUGCCCUGUACUUGUUCCCACUCCACACAAGAAAAUAAACCAAAUCGCCAUACGCGUGUAGCCGCGCCGUUUGUUUCCUGUCGCCGUCUGGCACGUGUAUCUCUUUUGUGCGUGGGCGGCCGGUAGCAGGGGGCGCGAGCCCCCCCCCCCUUAGCGAGGCUGCCGGUAGUGGCCCCCGGGCGAGCGACUGCGGCUGCGGUCACGAUGACGGCCACGAUCAUGGCGGCCGGCGUCGGUGAACCUCCGGCCGGCAUAGGGGGGACUACGGCUACGGCUACGACCGCGAUAGCGCCCACGGCCACGGUCAGGGCUGUAGCUACGGCUACGACUGCGAUAGCGGUAGCGAUCCCGGCUGUGGUCGCGGCCACGAUCCUGGCCACGGCUGCGGCUGCGGUCCCGGCUGCGGCUGCGGUCCCGGCUGCGGCUGCGGUCCCGGCUGCGG